CCCCUCCUCCAAACCCCAAUCUCUCUCUCUCUCUCUCUCUCUCUAUAUGCCCUUCUAAAUAAGUAACAUUUAGACUAUUCAAACAACAAACUUUCAGGUGGCCCAUAAUAAUUGGAAACUUUCACCUGAUAUAUCAAACUUUCCUGUUUUUUUUUUUCCAUACUGCCCUGUUUCAAUAUGCCGCCGGCAGCCGGCGUUGUUGCAAACUCCGAUCGAGUUCCACUUAUGCCGACAACUCAACCACCUCCUCUCAUGACAUCCGAAACAUACGCUAAGGACGCCAUUAUAGCAUGGUUUAGAGGUGAAUUCGCUGCAGCAAAUGCGAUCAUUGAUGCGCUUUGUAAUCAUAUCACUCAUCUAGAAGAAGGUGGCAGAUCAUCAUCAGAAUAUGAAUCAGUUUUCGCAGCCAUACAUCGAAGGAGACUGAAUUGGAUCCCAAUUCUUCAGAUGCAGAAGUAUUAUUCCAUCGCUGAUGUCACUCUUGAGCUCCGUAAAGUCGCUGAUGCAAGAAAGGAAAUUAACAAAGUUGAGAUUGCCCACAAGAAACAGAGUGAUGAAGUAAUACUGAAAGAAUCGUUAAAUGAAAAUGCUAACGGUCACCAUGAAGAAGAGUCAAUGGAGAAUAAUUGUGGUGAGGUGGUAGAUGAAGAUUCUUCAAUGAGAGAUGAUUCAAAUGGAUCACCGGAAAGUGAGAUCACGGAUACAGGAUCCCAGGAAGCACAACAUUUCCCAGAUUCCGAUGAAUUUUGCACAAACCAUGAAAACUGCGAGGCGAGGCAUGACCAGAUCAAGAUGACCAAGGGGUUUGUGUCAAAGGAACCAGUCAAAGGACAUAUGGUGAAUGUUGUAAGAGGUCUGAAGUUAUUCGAAGACGUUUUUACUCCGAAUGAACUCUCUAAAUUAGAUGACCUUGUGAAUGAACUUCGAGUUGCUGGUCAAAAUGGUGAACUCUCAGGUGAAACUUUUAUUUUGUACAACCAGCAAGUGAAGGGCAGCAAAAGAGAGCUGAUUCAGCUUGGUGCACCAAUUUUUGGGCAUGUAAAAGAGGAUGCAACAUGUCAAAAGAGUAACAAUGAGCCCAUUCCAGCUCUUCUGGAAGGUGUUAUAGACCACCUGAUUCAGUGGCACCUAAUAUCAGAGAGUAGAAGACCUAACAGCUGCAUCAUCAACUUCUUUGAUGAGGGGGAGUUUUCACAGCCUUUCCUGAAGCCACCUCACUUGGAACAGCCAGUGUCCACCCUUGUCCUGGCUGACUCAAUGAUGGCAUUCGGGCGAUCGCUUGUGAGCGACAGUGAAGGGAACUACAAAGGGUCGCUCAUGCUUUCUCUAAAAGAAGGGUCUCUUUUGGUCAUGAGGGGAAAUAGUGCUGAUAUGGCCAGACAUGCCAUGUGUUCAGCUCCUAACAAAAGAGUCACAAUUACAUUCUUCAAAGUCAGAACAGAGAUGGGAAACAACUUUUCACAAGUUGCUCCUCUGACUAGAGCCAUGACCUUAUGGCAACCUGGUGUUCCAACACAAUAUGCAACUGCAAAUGGAGCACACAAUGGUUAUGAGCCAAUCCCUAAAUGGGGAGUCCUUCAAGCUCCAAUGGUUAUGCUAGCACCAGUUCGUCCAGUAGUUAUGAACCCUCGGAGGGCUGCUCCUCGUGGUGGUACUGGUGUAUUUUUGCCAUUUAAUGGUGGAUCCAGAAAACCUGCAAAGCAUCUUCCACCGCGUGCUCAAAGAGGACGCUUCCUUGCACUACCUCCCCCUGGUGACGCGCCUAAAUCAGAGAGCGGUUCAGAACCAAGUUUGGAUCUUGAUGGAAAAUCACCAUAGAUUCACCAGUUUGAAGUCUUUAAACACCCUUUGUAGCUGAAGGGGCUUUCUUUCUCCUACUGUGUACAAUGAGUGAGCAUGAAUUUGCUUCUAUUUUUUUUUUCUUAUGGUUUUUUCACAGGUUUUCCUUCUUUUUUUUUACCUAGAGAUUAGGCUUUGGCUGCUAUAACUGUUCACCUAUGCCAGCCGUUAUAGGCUUUAGAGAUAACUGAGCGUAGGUAAAUGGAGUGUGUAUUAGCUAAACAAUAGGCUGACUUUUGUAUUUAAGUUUUCGUUUUCAC
Messenger RNA from Lycium ferocissimum, 2099 nucleotides. RefSeq names its product RNA demethylase ALKBH10B-like. Gene Ontology annotation, molecular function: demethylase activity; mRNA binding. NCBI's taxonomy places the organism in Eukaryota, Viridiplantae, Streptophyta, Magnoliopsida, Solanales, Solanaceae. The transcript is spliced from 7 exons. The coding region runs from base 178 to 1818 and encodes 546 amino acids. Gene Ontology annotation, biological process: mRNA catabolic process. The record is from RefSeq and is a predicted model, not a curated record.